Molecule: messenger RNA, 2690 nt
Organism: Neoarius graeffei (lesser salmon catfish)
Lineage: Eukaryota; Metazoa; Chordata; Actinopteri; Siluriformes; Ariidae
Gene: tdrd5
Product: tudor domain containing 5
Exons: 16
Coding region: 1-2676 (891 amino acids)
Biological process (GO): spermatogenesis
Source: RefSeq, a predicted model, not a curated record
AUGGAUCCUGAGCAGCUUCUUUCAAGUGUGAAGAAGGAUGUUCGCUCUCUCCUCAUCUCCUCCAAGCAUGGCCUUUCUCCAGAGCAGCUCAGGAAGGACUACCAGAACAUGCUGGGCCACCCCAUACCCCUCAAAGUCCUUGGUUUUCACUCUGUGUUGGACAUGGUCAAGGAAAUGCCCGAUGUCGUGCACUUGGAUUAUGCCCUCAAUGGCGUUGUAGUGUUAAAAGCAAUUGGGGAUGAGACCACAAGAGGCAUUGAGGAGCUCGUCUCUAAGCAGAGGACCCACAGGCACAAGACCAAGUCACAAAGUGGUAGCACAGAUUUGUUCUCAUCACGUUCCAUCCGUCACCAGCACUCAUUUGUUCUCCCUCGUCGAGGCCAUGCUCCCCCUGCUCUCCCUGCUCAGCUGCGCUCACAGCUCAAGCAGUUACUCACAACUGGCCCCAUAAGGCUGUCUGAGCUGGAGAGGUGCUAUGCAGUCCGUUUUGGCAGGCCUCUCUAUGUCAUGGACUACGGCUUCUACUCCAUCGUUGAGAUGCUGGCUGCUGCUUCAGACAUGAUCACGGUGAGGCAGACUCGCAUGGGGUCACAGCUGAUGCUAAAGCCUGAAAUCACACCAGUCAAACAGAUGUUCGGUAGUACUGCUGCUCUCCCUAAACAGCCUGCAGGAAUAUCCAGAGUGUCCACUAACUCAGAAGUACUGCGAGAAACAGCGGUGCUCAGCAAUAUUCAACCUGAAGCCCAGCAGAAACCCAAGGACACUGCAGCCAUCAGAGUACAGGAGAUUGAGUCUGCCACUCUUUUAAUGCAAGAAAAGUCAUUUGAGAAGUCCGUUUCAAAGCUUGAGGAGGAGUUCAGGAAGAGGAUUACCGAAAGUGGAGAUGCAGGCACGGUCAGUCAGGAACUGAAGGAGAAGCUUCGAAAGGUUGUUGCUGAGCACAGUCAAGGCAUGGCCAUUCACAAUCUUCCUACAGAGUACAAGAAAAUGUAUGGUGAGGACUUGCCCCUGGCUCAGUGUGGCUUCCUGAGUGUGACACAGAUGGUUGGAGCCCUCAGCGACACAUUCUCUGUGCAGCCAAGCACUGAGGAAGGAGCAAACCACUUGCUCAUUAUGGAGCUGAGAUCAAAUGAUCAGCCAGCCUUGUCUCUGAACCCUUCCACCGAGGGACACUACUUCAGCUGCAAUGAGACAGCCUGGGAGUGUCAGGAUGAUGGAGAAUCCAUGGAGUCCGACACUGAGACUGAAAUCGCCAACAAGAUCAUCCAUCAGGCAGUGGACAUUUUCCCAGUCACGGUUCAGAGCCAUGGCUUCAGGGUUCCUCUGGAUGCAGUGCAGUGCCAGAAGCUGAAACCUCCUACUCGCAGGAGAGACAGGGAACUGGUGCCUGUCGUGGUGGAGAGGAUUGAGUCACCCAGUAACUUUUACAUCCGCUUUUAUGAAGACCAGGAGGCCCGCACCCUAGAGAACAUGAUGUUCGAAAUGAGGAGCUGUUAUUCCUGCCGAGAUGUGGCUGAACGCUACCGGCUCCCAGAUGUAUAUGUGCGACCUGGACAGGUGUGCUGUGUGGCCCCAGGAGAAAUGUGGUUCUACCGGGUGGUAAUCCGCCGGCUCCUCAGUGCCACAGAGGUGGAAGUGUACUAUGUGGACUUUGGAGACCUUACUGUUGUCGGCAGAAACAGGCUGCAAUUCCUGAAGUCAUGCUAUGCUGAGCUUCCAGCACAAGCUGUUCCAUCUGUACUUGUUGGAGUGAAGCCAUUUAAGGGUAUUUGGUCCAAAGAAGCCACCAGCUUGUUCCAGAAGCUGUGUUAUGACCGCACCCUGGUGGCUGCCAUUCACAGCUACCAGCACGACUUCCUACUACUUUUCCUGUGCGAUACUCACACAGAUGAGGACCUCUACAUCCAUAGUAAACUUCAGGCCGAGGGUCAUGCUGUAGCCUGUGCUGCCACUAACACGCUGGUGUUACAACAGUUCAGCCCUGUAACACUUUACUUUGGUGAUGGCCAGCUGGAGGAAAUAAAGGAACAUUUCGUAGCAGUGACAACUUCUCUUAGUGUCACAAAUGGGCAAAACCUUACACAACCAUUUCAGCCAGAUGCCUCCACACUUUUGACACAUAGUGUAGAGAAUCAACAGCACCGCCAAGAAAUGACUCUCCUGGAUCUUCCUGAGCUGGAAUUCAUUGAUGUGGCUCAGGGUGAAAAUUCUGACCCAUUUGAGACACUGCUGAAUAAAGAUUCAGCGAACUUUGGUAACUGGGAUCAGGGAUGGAUGACCAAGGUCAGUGUAGAUGAGGAGUCCAGACCUCUUCAGAAUGGGCAAGAAGAGGGUGCAAAUACUGCAUUGUUGUCACAUGUUCCAUCUAUCAAACCUGAUGCGGAGAAACAGCCUGUUUUUGAGAACAAGCACACGCCGAAGCCUGCAUCGACCCUACACAUGCUCAGUGAUCAAACUCCAGGUCUGAUCCACAGCUGCAGCCACCACACAGACAUGUCUGCUGAAUUGUUCCAGCCUCUACACUCCAGCCUGAUGUUUUCUCUGUUCAGCGCUGGAGACAGGCUGACUCAGGACGCACGCUUUCUUCGCCACACGUCCCCUCUUGCACUGGGCCCCUCAGCCCGCAUGGCAGCCGGAUCCAGCCUCCUCCACUGGUACACACACAAAUCAGUUUAAACAAACUGACUGAC